Messenger RNA from Closterium sp. NIES-67, 1971 nucleotides. NCBI's taxonomy places the organism in Eukaryota, Viridiplantae, Streptophyta, Zygnematophyceae, Desmidiales, Closteriaceae. The record is from the annotation of a GenBank genome assembly.
AAAUCAUCGUCCGCUCUCUCCCUCCCUUUCAAGCCCCCAUUUUCGUCCCUCGUAGCAACUGCUCGUAUCGGUGUGACUGCGUCUCCUAAUUGGGCAUUUUCCACUGCCUCCUCGUUGCCUCUGUGGUUCGAGUUUCCACCCUCGGUGCCGUCCUUGUCACUACUUCCGGUAGCCGUCUGAGCCGCCGCGUCCGCUCUGUUAAGCUGCUGCUGGGCGGUCCGUUGGAGGCACGCCGCUGUCGCUCGGAAGCUGCGGCGCCCGCUCUGUACCGGUCCGUUGCGGCCACCUCUCCGUCCUCCGCCGUGCCCCCGGUCUAGCCUCCUGCCACGUUGGUUCGGCGCUUCUGCUAUCCUCCCGCGCCACUGCCCCCUUCCGCUUGCGGUGGUGCAUCCCGUCGUCGCAUCGUCAUCGCGAGGCGAUGACGUAGGGGAUGCUCCUUUCCCCUUCGCGCCGUCCUCGGCGGGAAGGGGAUGGUUCCCCAUCGCCGUUGGGCUCGUCCUCCGGCGAGUCAUCGGCGUUGUCGCCGACCUCGUCACUGCGCUGCGAGCUUCGCGCACUGGGGUUGCAGGUUGCUGCCCUGACGCGGGCGAUUUUUGCUACUGCAGCGCCCGUCGCCGCUGCAACCGGCGGCGGGUGUCCCCUCGCCGCUCCAGGGGUCCCCUCUGGCGGACGCGCGUAUGGCAUCGCCCACGGGUCGGUCGCCUCCCUCUCCAGGCGGUCCUCCGCCCCCGCUUCCUCCGCUACCCGUUUCGUCGCCUCCCCCUUCCCCGCCUGCUCCGUCGUUGCCUCCCCCUCCACCCCCACCCCCUCCGUCUCCGCCUGCACCUCCUCAGCCGCCGCUAGUGGCACCACCAGCUGCCGGCGCUUGUGGCGGGGCAGCGGGGCUUGGCCGACCUCUGGCCUCUCCGCCCUCUCCUGAGCGUCCCCCAAAGCGGCUCCGUCAUGGCGGCCCGGGUGGGUCACUUGUCCCGUCGCGCUUGCCUCCCCUGCACAGAAGAUGAAGGGUCCUUGGAGUGAUGCCCGUCCGUUUGUCAGCGGCGUCGCCGCGCCGUCCGGGCCUGGCGUGCGGUGCGUCGGAUCCGCCUCUGCAGCGUGGCUCGGAGUCGUCGCGUAGCGGGGGGUGUUCUUGCCUGCGGCCCGCUGUAGUGCCACAUUCUCCGGUGGAGGCGAUGGCCGGGGUCGUUGCUUGUAUUGGAGCUGUGGCGGAGGUGCUGAAUUGCCUCCGCCCCCCACCUUUGCAGCCCCCUCCGCGGAAACCAGAGGCUGGGCGUCAGUGGCGGCCCGCGAUGUCCCGCCGCCAGCAGCGGCGCGCCGUCGAUGAAUUGAAUCGGUCGCUCGUGGUGAAUCAGCGCCCGGCGAUCUUGGCCGCUUGCAUGGCUGUGCUUCGGGCACUGGAGAGUCGGGCUGGUGCCCUUGUCCCACCGUUGCCGCUGGAGCAGUAGGAGCGGGGUAGCCGGCCACCGAGUUAGGCCGUUCCCCGCCUUUAGGCGCUGCAUUGGGUGUUGUAGCCAUAGGUUCUAGGCUAGGAGCACCAAUCCUCUUUGUCAAGAAGAAGGAUGGCAGCAUGCGCAUGUGCAUCGACUACCGUGCGCUCAACAAAAUCACCAUCAAGAACCGCUAUCCCCUUCCUCGCGUUGAGGAGCUUUUCGACCAGUUGGGUGAGGCCAAAAUCUUUUCUAAGCUUGGUCUUCGCAGCGGCUAUCACCAAGUACGUGUCGCUGAUGAAGAUAUCGAGAAAAAUGCUUUUCGAACUCGGUAUGGGCACUUUGAAUUCCUUGUCCUUCCCUUUGGACUAACAAAUGCCCCUGCCACUUUCAUGUGUAUGAUGAAUGAUAUCUUCCGUGAUUUCUUAGACAGAUUUGUCAUUGUCUUCAUUGAUGACAUUUUGAUCUAUGGCAAAUCAUUGGAUGAGCAUGUUCAUCAUAUAAGACAGGCCUCCCUGUGAGGAACUGUUCUUGUAAAUUCUUAAGA